Molecule: messenger RNA, 2331 nt
Organism: Lonchura striata (white-rumped munia)
Lineage: Eukaryota; Metazoa; Chordata; Aves; Passeriformes; Estrildidae
Source: RefSeq, a predicted model, not a curated record
AUGGUGGGUGGCUGCGGCCAGCUUGGCCACAUCCCAUUGCAUCGCAUCGCAUCGCGAGGCUCUCCCUUCCGGGCAAGAACAGGGCUGGGCCGUGUUCUCCGGCCUCUCCUGCAGCCCCUCAGCAGCUCUGGCUGUGCUCGCUCUUUACCAGAUGCAGCCCUGGACCGGACACAAGAACAGGAACCCGCCCAUGGCCGCUUCCGCAGAACAGCGCAGGUACCUGCGGCCAUCCCCACCUGGGCUGGGCCUGCUGGCACUGCUCAGCUGAGCACCAAGUGGUUGGAGCACUCCAUGCAUUCUCCCUCUCUUCCUGCCCUUCUCCUGUAGACCAUCUGUCAAUUCAUCACGUGCAUUUGGCAGGAAGAGACCACAGGUGUGGGCACCAGGAUCUUGGCAAGCUUUCACCUCUUCAGUGCCAAGACCAGUGCUGCCAUGCUGGAUUUGCUGGUGGAGAAGGGUGUUUCCAAUGCAAAGCAAGUGCCAGCCAUGGUGAGGUACAUCCACCGGUGGCUCAUGGCCAACAAGUCUGCUGAGCACAGGCUGGACAAAGCCCUUCUGGAGCUGACCAAGGAAUACCCCUCUGAUGUGCUGAUCACUCUCUUGCGCUGGGCCCCAUCGUGUGACAGAGCUGCCGUGACCAUGUGGGGGACCAUCAUGUCCUCGAGCAGGACCGUGGAGCCAGCGCUGCAGAUCCUCCUCGAUGUGCUGAGUGCCUGGCCAGAGGACAGCAUGUACACCUCUGAUGGGGAGAGCACAGGGGUCUUUGCCCUGGCUGCAACCUUGACACUGUGGACAGUCUUCAAUCUGACCUGGUGCCCACCUGUAGCGCUGGAGUAUUUUCCCAAUCUCUUUCUGCAUCUGCUCUUCCAAGCUUACAUCAGCACGCUGGAUAUGCCAGAAGAGGUGGAUACCUUCUGGAAGAAAUGCCAGGAGCAACACAGCCUUGCUGCCCACCCCAACAGCUUUGCACUGCAGACCCUGAAGGCCCUGCUCUGCCAAAUGCAGUACGAGGACGUGAUGCUAGUAAUGGAAUGCAGGUGUGCCUGGAACACGCUGCUCUGUGCUGACACCCACCACUAUGCAGUGGGUCUGCUGUCCAGGGAGAUGCACUGUGUCUCCAUCAUCUGGUGUUGCAGCAUCGCAUCCUGCCUCUUUGACCUACUCAGCCAAGACAUUUCAGACUGGGAACUGCCUGCCCUGGCCUUCCUGGUGGAGGUCCUGGACUGCCUGGACUUGAGUGCAUGCAGUGAAAAGGUCCUUCAGAUCAUGACAAAGCACCUGCAGAGCAAGUCCAGGGAUGUGUGUCGCGUGGCGCUCAGACGCCUUGUGGUGCUCAGCCAGGACCCCUCGAUGAAUGAAAGAAUGUACAGCCUGACUGAAAGCCUCGGCAACCUCCUGCGGGCCGUGGAUGAAGACAUUGUUGAGAUGACGGUCGUUGUUCUCAGCUCUCUGCUCUUCAACAAAGACCUUGCAAUAGCCAGCCCCAUUGCCCUGCAGCUGGCUGAGGCGCUCUGGCAACUCUUUGACAAUGACGACAGCCUUGUGAAGCUGCUCUCCGUUUGCCUCUUCCAAGAGGUGAUGAACUUGGUGGUGGCCAAGGGAAAAAAGUCCCUGAAGAAGCAUGUGAGCCAGAGCCUGCUCCCACUCUUCUUCAACUGUCACGAUGAGAACUGGCGUGUGGCACAGGCCUCUCAGGAAAUGCUGCUUUCUGCAGUAAGGUUCCUGAAGAGAAGGGAUCUGCAGCAGCUGGUGAAAACGGAUCAGAUGUGGAGCUUUGCCGAGCGCUUGCUGGCAGAGGACAGGAGCCGAGCGGCCGAGCACCUGCGCCGGGCCCUGCCCUAUGUGCAGAGCCCACAGGAGCCCCUGCGAGAGGCGGCCGUCAGGUUCAUGGGGAUCGCCGGGCGCUGCCUCAGAGGACAGCAGCAAGAGUUCCGCAUCCUCUGCAGGGCCCUUCAGGACAUGGCAGAUGACAUAAGCCCUGCCAUCUCAUGCCUGGCCCUUCAAACUCUGUACAUCAAUUUAGCUGUACAGGCCACUCCCUCCUCCUGACUCCAGAAUGUGCAAGAUCAACUCCGCCGGCUCUGGAAGUCACGGCCUUUCCCGUGCUGCCGUUGCUGGCUGUCCUGCUGCAGCGCUGUGGAGAACUGAUCUGCCAGACUGUGUCUGCUGGGGCCACCUGAGCCUGCGGGGAACAACUCUCCUCUGCAAGCACUUCCUUUUACCCCAGGGUAGUAUUAAUAAAUUGUUGUUGUCAUACCCGGAGGUCCAGGAGCUUUCUCUUGGUGCCCAGAUUCUUCAGGCCAAUGGGGAGGAGGGGAAAAAGGGCACUUG